Molecule: messenger RNA, 267 nt
Organism: Pieris macdunnoughi
Lineage: Eukaryota; Metazoa; Arthropoda; Insecta; Lepidoptera; Pieridae
Source: the annotation of a GenBank genome assembly
AUGGGGUUGUGUUUAUCGUUCGACUGUGGUGAUGAUUGCUGCAGCGUAAACCCCUGUUGUUUGGCGUUAACGGCCUGUUGUUGCAUCCCUUGUCUAUGCCCGAACGCUUGUGGACAGGAACAGCAACAACAACCGCCCCAGACGGUGAUUAUCCAACAGCCACCUGUGUAUAUUGAACAGCAACCAGGGUAUCCGCCACCUGGAGGCUACCCUGGAUACCCGCAGCAGCCACCACAGGGAUACCCGGGCUACCCCUCAUACAGAUAA